UUCUCUGCAGCUGUACCAUGUGCAAAAUCUCUUAAUUCUGCUGCUUUUUGAAUGAUCAGCUAUACAUUCCCCCCACUGCUGCAUAUGCUUGCAUUCAUAUGCUUCCUCUUCCUCGUGCCACCAUGUCUGCAGGUCAUGUGACAUCCAGAUGGAGCGCACAAGUGGAGCGGCCAAUGAAAAGCAUUCUCUCUUUAGACAAAUCACUCCCACAGCAGGCUCCCUGCCUGCCUCCGUCUGUGCUUACUGUAUCUUUAAUUACAUCCACGACUAUUUUUAAAUGCACAUCCGCCCACCCCCUCACCAGCUGCACUGCUCUUGUCACCUGUCUACCUGUCUUCCUGUCUCCUUUAAUCCCCAUCAUUAGAUCUUUAAGGUGCUCCAACAAGGCAGCUAAUUUUGUGCAUCUGUCUGUGCUCAGAUGUAUCCUCCUCAACGCUUCUUUGUUUUGUUAUCCUCUGCCUGACAUCCACGUUUAAAUACACAGAUGUUUGUUUCCGUUCCUCCAGUAAAAACCCUGCUCUUCAGCUAGUUAUGACAUUCUUUGCAGGAUGGCGGCACCGCCUGGAUUUGGCAGCAGCCAUAAAUUACUGUUUCAUGUUAGCGGGUUUGCUGGGACAAUAUUUGCACACAUGUCAUGAAUGUUGCUGUAGUUGGCAGAUUAGCAGAUGUAUGCUCAAUGAGGAAUGCCAAACAGGACUUGUAGGAAUUCAGAUGUCAGGAAUGUUAAAUGAAAAUGUUUAAAAUGGAGCCCAUGGAGAAAGGUUACAAUGCACAUCUCAACACAUCCUGCUCAGGUUUUCCUUAGACAUAUUUUCUUGCAUUUUUUAUUAAAUCAAAAUAUGUUCAGCUCUCAAUAUUCUCUCCCUCUUUUUUUUAUCUCCUUUCCUUGUUUCGUUCCCUCCCCUCCUCUCUGCAUCUUCCAAUGACUCACACGCUCCCCCUCCCCCCUGUGUCAUAUGUUUUCACCCCUUCUCCUCCCACCUCUCCGUCCCUCUAUCUCUCACUUGCCCACAUUCACUCACUUUCUCCACCAGGCUUCAAACACACUGCAGGAUGUCUAUAGUGAAUAUUGUUGCCAGGGAGAUCCUGGACUCCAGGGGAAACCCAACUGUGGAAGUAGAUCUGCAUACUGGCAAAGGUCUGUUCAGGGCUGCAGUGCCCAGCGGUGCAUCCACAGGCAUCUAUGAGGCUCUGGAGCUCCGGGAUGGAGACAAGAGUCGCUACAAGGGCAAAGGUGUAACCAAAGCUGUUAGUCACAUUAAUGACACCCUUGGACCUGCUCUUGUUCAGUCUGGGAUCAAUGUGUUGGAGCAGGAUAAACUGGACAACAUGAUGAUUGAAAUGGACGGCACUGAAAACAAAUCUAAGUUUGGGGCCAAUUCUAUUCUCGGAGUAUCACUGGCCAUAUGCAAAGCUGGCGCAGCAGAGAAAGGUGUCCCUCUGUACCGUCACAUUGCUGAUCUGGCAGGAAAUAGAGAUUUGGUUCUCCCAGUUCCUGCUUUUAAUGUGAUCAACGGGGGCUCCCAUGCUGGUAACAGGCUGGCUAUGCAGGAGUUCAUGGUACUUCCUGUAGGGGCGGAGUCUUUUCGUGAUGCACUGCGUGUGGGGGCGGAGCUUUACCAGACACUGAGAGCUGUCAUCAAGGAGAAGUAUGGUCAGGAUGCUACAAAUGUGGGAGAUGAGGGAGGAUUUGCCCCUAAUAUACAAGAGAACAGCGAAGCCCUGGAGCUGAUAAAGACAGCCAUAGAAAAAGCUGGCUUCACAGACAAAGUGGUGAUCGGGAUGGAUGUUGCCGCUUCUGAGUUUUUCAUUGAAGGCAAGUACGACCUGGACUUUAAGUCUCCACCGAACGCUGCCCGCAACAUCAGCGCUGACGAGCUGGCCAGCAUCUACCAGGGCUUCAUUAACAACUACCCAGUGGUGUCUAUCGAGGAUCCUUUUGACCAAGACGACUGGCCUGCUUGGUCACAGUUCACUGCCUCAGUGGGCAUCCAGGUGGUUGGAGACGAUCUGACAGUCACUAACCCACGCAGGAUACAACGAGCUGUGGAGGACAAGGCCUGCAACUGCCUGCUGCUUAAAGUCAACCAGAUUGGCUCUGUGACAGAGGCCAUCAAGGCGUGUAAGCUGGCCCAGGAGAACGGCUGGGGUGUAAUGGUGAGCCACCGCUCAGGAGAAACGGAGGACACCUUUAUUGCUGACCUCGUGGUUGGUCUCUGCACUGGACAGAUCAAGACCGGAGCUCCCUGUCGAUCAGAACGUCUGGCCAAAUACAAUCAGCUCAUGAGGAUUGAGGAAGAGUUGGGUGACCAGGCCCACUUUGCUGGGCAUAACUUCCGCAACCCCAGUGCCCUUUGAGUGCCAGAGCCAUCAGCCCUGGCAAAUAAGAAAGCACACAUACAUAAACAAAUCAAGUUAUAUUUCUCUGACACAUACAGUUAUGAAAUAAUGACACCACAAUCACCAAAUCUCUAAACACACAAACACACACUCAAAUGCAUUAAGACUAAUUAGUUUUCAAUAACUACAAUGCACAGAUAAUGCACUGUAGCUACAGAAUAUUGAUCCAAUGCUUCAGCAAGUGAUUGACUUAAUUGACUAGUGCCAGUUGCAGCAAAGCCUGGAGGAAAAAAGUCAGUGUUUCACCUCGCAGACAAGCACUUCCCCUGAUGCACUUGUUAGUUUCUUUCUCUUUCCUCUGACUGUCUCCUUCUGAGUCAAACUGUUUUGAUCUUUUGUGCCCUGUCGUUUCCUCUUCCUCAUGUUGUUUUUGAUGUGAACACUCAGCAGCUUGCCACGCAAUUGUAUCCGUUACAUUGUCUGUCUGAGAUUAAGCUUAAUAAAGUAAAUAAAUGGAUAUAUGUUAACUGGAA
Larimichthys crocea (large yellow croaker) is the source of this 2873-nucleotide messenger RNA. RefSeq names its product gamma-enolase. Gene Ontology annotation, molecular function: magnesium ion binding; phosphopyruvate hydratase activity. Gene Ontology annotation, biological process: glycolytic process. Gene Ontology annotation, cellular component: phosphopyruvate hydratase complex. The record is from RefSeq and is a predicted model, not a curated record. The transcript has 13 exons. NCBI's taxonomy places the organism in Eukaryota, Metazoa, Chordata, Actinopteri, Sciaenidae. The coding region runs from base 1054 to 2358 and encodes 434 amino acids.